AUGUUGAAUAUUAAUUACUUUCAACUAUUUGAUAAAUCAUGGAAGAAGUCUAAUUUUCCUCCUUGGAAAUUAAAGAACAAAAGAGGAGAUACACCUUUGCACUUGGCUUUAUAUUCAAAACAUGAAAAGAUUGCAUUGGAGUUUUUGUACAGAGAUUCAACAUUAUGUCAAAUUUGUAACAAAAAGGGUGAAAGCCCCCUCUUUGUUGGUGUUGCUAUAGGUUGUGCUCAAGUUGUAGAAAGAAUUUUGAGAAUUUUGGAGGAGCCUGAGUUUAACAUUCUACGUCGCAAUGACGGACAAACAGUGCUUCAUCUAUUAAAAUUUUGUACAGAGGAAACUGCAAAGCAAUUACUAUCAAGAUUCUGGUGGAUCAUUAACGUUCGUAACAACGAGGGAAAAACUGCCCUUGAUGAAGCCAAUAACAAAAAUGUACCAUGGCUUAUGGAAUUGUUAAGGAACCUAUCAGCGAUCCAAAUAGAACCCUUCAACUGGAUUAAAGCAUGCUUAAGAGGUGAUAAAAUGGCUGUAAUUUCAUUCAUUGAAAACUAUCAAUAUGUUCCGGAAGACUUCCGUGUACAAAAUGACAUUCCUCUGCAUCACAUCAAAUUGCAAAGUUACCAAGAGUACCAAGAAUUCUUGAAGAAUCCAUCCAUCAGAGUUUUUAAAAAUACAAUUGAUUUUCAGGGUGGUACGCCUUUGCACCAAGCACUUAAAAGGAAGCACCUACAACUAGCCAAAACUUUACUCAUGGAUAGUGAGGUUAUGCGACAGGUAAAGGACAAUCAUGGUACAACUGCUAUGGAUAUUCUUGACAACCUUUGCAAGAAAUAUGAUUAUUGGGCACAUAUGUGUAGAUCAAUAAACGUGUUUCCGAACCUGAAAACAAUAUACAUUCACCCAGAGAUGAAUAUCGAUAAAAUGCAACACAUACUAAGUCCGGUUGCAGCAGUAACUCUACUAGCAACAAUCACAUUAGCGGUUGGAUUUACAAUAUCUAUGAGCCUGAAAAGUCAAGACGAGAAUGUCAGUCUAGUAAAGAAAUUUGCAUUUUUAGCAUUCUUGCUAGCAGACAUAUAUGGCAUGUCUACAUCCAUAUUGGUCUUGUUUUGCUUGAUAUGGUCCAUGGUUUCUACUCCUGAUAUGAUGUAUUUUUUGGUCAACCGGAGUUUAUUAUUACUAAUGCAAGCCUUAUAUAGCACGAUGGUGGCAUUUAUGGCUAGUAUCUACAUAGUAGUAUUGGAUGGUAUCUUGUGGGCAGUCAUAACUAUUAUCUUCAUACACAUUUUUAUUGGAAUUUCGGCAAAUAGGAUGGAUUUGCUUGAUACACUUGCCAUCUUUGUUUUUCGCGCCAGAUAA
Molecule: messenger RNA, 1356 nt
Organism: Chenopodium quinoa (quinoa)
Lineage: Eukaryota; Viridiplantae; Streptophyta; Magnoliopsida; Caryophyllales; Amaranthaceae
Exons: 3
Coding region: 1-1356 (451 amino acids)
Cellular component (GO): plasma membrane
Molecular function (GO): protein phosphatase 1 binding; protein phosphatase regulator activity
Source: RefSeq, a predicted model, not a curated record